AUGAAUCCUUCGUACCCCCACCCAAACGCUCAGUCGGGGCAGCAGCCAGCGCCUCCCGGCUUCUCGCAGCAGACAUAUUCUGAUUCAACGCCUCCAACCACAGCCUCUUGUGCAUACCCCGGUUGCUAUAUGGUAGGCCCCCACGUACAUCCGCCAUCUGCAUCGGCGCCGAAUUUCGACUACGCAGAACAGCACAAGUACCAAGCACCGCCUGUGUAUCAACCAUAUCAG
Molecule: messenger RNA, 231 nt
Organism: Mesorhabditis spiculigera
Lineage: Eukaryota; Metazoa; Nematoda; Chromadorea; Rhabditida; Rhabditidae
Source: the annotation of a GenBank genome assembly